Molecule: messenger RNA, 4038 nt
Organism: Lecanosticta acicola
Lineage: Eukaryota; Fungi; Ascomycota; Dothideomycetes; Mycosphaerellales; Mycosphaerellaceae
Source: the annotation of a GenBank genome assembly
AUGGACGACGACGAGAUGGAGAGGCGCCACAGCAGCGCCGUGUAUCGCCGCCCGUCCACUAUGAGUGAGGCGAGCUUUCUGGGCGAUGUCGAAAUGGCUCAGGACGAGAUAUUCUCCGGUCCGAUGUCAGAGAGUGUACCAACCGCCUCGAGUUCUUUCUACCACCGGCGAUCACGGGCAGACUCCACCACCAGUUUCACGUACUACGAUGAAGAAGAUCAGGAGCUGGAUGAAGAGGAGUGGCCGGAAGAGGCGAUUCUGGAUGAGCAGGAGGAGCUAGAAAAUGGAGAGCUUAACGGAGAGAAUACAUUCAUUGAGCCAGAGAUGGACAACGAUUACGAUGACUCGACAGAGGCUGUCUCGGUGGAAUCGCCCAGGCCUAGGAAAGGAAUUCGUAAGCUUUCCGGAACAUCUAGGUCGUCCAGGGCCUCUCGCGACUCAAGACGCUCCACUGAAGCCCCGCUCCUGCGGCGACACUAUUCUGGAGACUCAGAUGUUAGUGGCUUCAGGACUGGUGGCAGAGUGAGCCAGAAGAUCUUCAUCUUAACAGAGGAUAUGACCAUCGUGGUUGCUGGGUUCAAGACUUCAGUCUUCGGCUUCGCGCUUUAUAUCUGUCUCUGUGUCUUGACAGGUGGGUUGGGCUACUUGAUUUUCAGAUGGCUACCCAAGUGGUACGUUCGGCUUGUUGGCAAGAGUACUCCACUGGGGAAGUGCGAUUGGGUCGUGAUAGAGAACCAGUGGGGUGAGAUGGAAGUGAAAGAUCUCAACAAACAAGAAUUCGGCCAGUCGCUGUCUUCUGUGUUUGGCUACACCAAGGGCAAGCUGCAGGACUACGACGAAUAUGAUGAUCCUAUUGUGGAAGAGCUCCGCAUUCUGGACUAUCGUUAUAUUCGGUUCUGCUAUCAUCCGCUUAAAGACAAAUUCAUACUGGGCAACACCUGGAAAGAUCCUGCAUGGACCGAUGUCACUGCGGUGAGAGCUGGCAUUGACGGCGACGAGCAGGAAAUGCGCGAGCGAAUUUUCGGCAAGAACGCUAUCGAUCUCGAGCAAAAGAGCAUUGGGCAACUUUUGGUCGACGAGGCGUUUCAUCCGUUUUAUGUCUUCCAGAUUGCGAGCCUCAUCCUGUGGUCGCUGGACGAGUACUACUACUACGCUGCCUGCAUCUUCAUCAUCUCGGUCGUCAGCAUUACGACAACCUUGAUCGAAACUAGACAGACAAUGAAACGACUUCGGGAUAUCGCUCGCUUUGAAUGCGAUAUUCGUGUUCAAAGGGGCGGGUUUUGGCGGUAUGUUGAAUCAUGGGAGCUCGUACCUGGAGACGUAUACGAGGUAACCGAUCCAAAUCUCGACCAAUUUCCAUGCGACAGCCUUCUCUUGUCUGGUGAUUGCAUCGUCAACGAGAGCAUGCUUACCGGUGAAUCCGUUCCGGUGUCGAAGACCCCAGCCACAGACGAGACUCUGGAAAUGCUGAAUCUGGGAGCUUCCACCAUCCACGCUGAUGUUGCAAGGCAUAUGCUGUUCAGCGGGACGAAGAUCAUCCGAGCCCGUAGGCCACAAGACGACAAGAGCGAUGAGGCUGCUGCACUGGCGCUGGUGGUUAGGACCGGGUUCAACACGACGAAGGGUGCGCUGGUGCGAUCCAUGCUGUUCCCAAAACCAUCUGGCUUCAAGUUCUACCGCGAUUCAUUCCGCUACAUCUCGGUUAUGGCCUGUAUCGCUGGCGUAGGUUUCAUUGCCUCGUUUGUGAACUUCAUUCGGCUCGGAUUGCAAUGGCAUCUCAUCGUCGUUCGCGCUCUAGACCUCAUCACCAUUGUUGUGCCGCCGGCGUUACCAGCAACGCUGACAAUUGGUACCAACUUUGCCCUGCAGCGGCUGAAGAGUAAACAGAUCUUCUGCAUCAGCCCGCAACGUGUCAACGUGGGUGGCAAGCUCGAUGUCAUGUGCUUUGACAAGACUGGUACCUUGACGGAAGAUGGCUUGGACGUAUUAGGUGUCAGAGUUGUUUCUCGACCAGCUAAUAGGUUUAGCGACAUCCUUACGGAAGCCUCGACCCUUCUUCCCGGCGCGGUGUACGAGCGAGAUCCCACCAUGGACUACAACGCAAACAAGGCUAUACUGUACACCAUGGCGACUUGCCAUUCGCUUCGCAUCGUUGACGACGAGUUCAUCGGAGACCCGCUAGACCUGAAGAUGUUUGAAUUCACAGGUUGGCAAUUCGAGGAAGGUGCAGAAAUCGCAGGCGGCGAAGAAGACGAAAAUGCUUCCUUGACUCCUUCUGUCGCUAGACCACCGCCUGGCAUGGAGUUCGACAUUGAUGAAGAGCAAGACUCGCCUAACAGCCGACGAGCCAUUGAGCUAGGCAUCCUCAAGUCCUUUGAGUUCGUCUCGCAACUUCGCCGCGCUAGCGUCGUUGUCCGACAGUUCGGAGACAAGAGUGGUGAUGUGUUUGUCAAGGGAGCUCCUGAGGCUAUGAAGGGCAUCUGCAGGCCGGAGAGCUUUCCAGCAGACUAUGAUGACCUCCUGGCUUACUACACUCACCGCGGCUACCGAGUCAUUGCGUGUGCAACGAAGCAUAUCUUUAAACUCAAUUGGCUGAAGGUACAGAAGAUGAAGCGAGAGGAGGCAGAGUCUAAUCUGGACUUUGUUGGCUUCAUCGUCUUCGAGAACAAGCUCAAGGAAACCACCACGGACGUCAUCGAGGAGCUCAGGGACGCCAACAUCCGGACUGUGAUGUGCACCGGGGACAACAUCCUGACUGCAAUCAGUGUUGCGAGGGAAUGUGGUUUAAUCGACAAAUCUGCGCACUGCUUCGUCCCUCAUUUCGUCGAGGGCGAUGCACACACGGCACUGUCGAAGCUGGCGUGGGAAAGUGUCGACAAUCCCGUAUACCAGCUGGAUGAGAACACUUUGAAGCCGCUGCCACCACCUGCUGAGCACGACUCAUCACUGCCCUACGAUGUGUCGAACCUUCGAAACUACUCUGUGGCAGUGACAGGAGACGUCUUCCGAUGGCUUAUCGACUUUGCCUCACCCAAGGUGCUCAGCGAGAUGCUCGUCAUUGGCCAAGUCUUCGCACGAAUGUCCCCCGACGAGAAGCACGAACUCGUCGAGAGGCUCCAAAGCAUCGACUACUGUGCCGGGUUCUGCGGCGAUGGCGCCAACGACUGCGGAGCCCUCAAAGCCGCAGACGUGGGCAUCUCCCUCUCCGAAGCAGAGGCCUCUGUCGCAGCGCCCUUCACCAGCCGCAUCUUCGAUAUCUCGUGCGUGCCCGAAGUCAUCCGUGAAGGCCGCGCCGCGCUGGUGACGAGUUUCAGCUGCUUCAAAUACAUGUCCCUCUACUCAGCCAUCCAAUUCACCUCGGUCAGCUUCCUCUACGCUUCUGCUUCCAACCUGGGCGACUUCCAAUUCCUCUAUAUCGAUCUCUUACUCAUCCUCCCCAUCGCUAUCUUCAUGGGAUGGACGGGCCCCUAUCCUUCCCUCUCGCGGAAACGACCCACAGCUUCUCUGGUGUCGAGGAAAGUACUCACGCCUCUACUCGGACAAAUCGUCAUCUGCGUCCUCACGCAAUUCGUAGGCUGGUAUUUCGUACGAAAGCAACCCUGGUAUCAGCCACCCGUCCUGGACCGAGACCACUCCAAUUCAAAGAAUUCGGAAAACACCACCCUCUUCCUCAUCUCCUGCUAUCAAUACAUCCUCUCCGCCAUUGUGCUUUCAGUCGGAAAGCCAUUCCGACAAUCGAUGCGCCACAAUCUCCCGUUCGUCAUCACAAUGUUGGUGGCUCUCGCGAUCAGCAGUUAUAUGCUCUUCGACCCGGCUCCGUGGGUGGAAGAAUGGAUGGAACUGACGUUCCUCAGCAUCAAGUUCAAAGUUUUCAUCCUGGUACUUGCGGUGGGCGCGUUCUGCGUGAGCUAUCUGGCCGAGAGGCAGAUCCUCCCGAGAGUGGCCAGGGGCAUCGGGUUGCUUGUCAAGACGUUGAGGAGAGAUGGCGGGAAGAAGAGGAAAGAAUACAAGGUGAUUGCGGAGGAGAUGAGGAUUUGA